Limanda limanda (common dab) is the source of this 1515-nucleotide messenger RNA. RefSeq names its product chromaffin granule amine transporter. The transcript has 16 exons. The record is from RefSeq and is a predicted model, not a curated record. The coding region runs from base 1 to 1515 and encodes 504 amino acids. Gene Ontology annotation, molecular function: serotonin:sodium:chloride symporter activity; xenobiotic transmembrane transporter activity. Gene Ontology annotation, cellular component: synaptic vesicle membrane; terminal bouton. Lineage: Eukaryota; Metazoa; Chordata; Actinopteri; Pleuronectiformes; Pleuronectidae. Gene Ontology annotation, biological process: aminergic neurotransmitter loading into synaptic vesicle; xenobiotic transport; transmembrane transport.
AUGGCGUGGCUCCAUCAGAGUCGAGCUUCUCCCAGACUGGUCCUGGUGGUGGUGUGUGUCGCUCUGCUGCUUGACAACAUGUUGCUUACAGUGGUCGUGCCCAUCGUCCCCACCUUCCUCUACGGCCUGGAGCAUCCCAGUCCGGAGCCCGGGACCCCCCCGCCCGGGACCUCCUCUCCUCUGGUGUCUCUGUUCGACAACACGACCUUCAGGCUGCAGGACCUCUGGCCCCAGGCGACCUCUGACCCCCAGCUGACCGACCCGACCCCCGACCUGCAGGUCAACGCCACCUCGGCUGCUACAGACUCCUCCUGUCUCCAGGACAGCUCCUUCCUGGAGGAGGAGAACGUGCGUGUGGGUCUCCUCUUUGCUUCUAAAGCUCUGGUCCAGCUGUGUGUCAACCCCUUCGUGGGCCCGCUCACCAACAGGGUCGGGUAUCACAUCCCCAUGUUCGCUGGAUUCUUUAUCAUGUUUGUGUCCACCAUCAUGUUUGCGUUCUCAGGGACGUACGCUCUGCUGUUCUUCGCUCGCUCGCUGCAGGGAAUCGGCUCGUCCUUCUCCUCGGUUGCAGGUCUGGGUAUGUUGGCCAGUGUGUACACAGAUGACGAGGAGAGAGGCAUCGCCAUGGGCAUGGCCCUGGGAGGACUGGCUAUGGGAGUGCUGAUCGGAGCUCCGUUCGGCAGUGUGAUGUACGAGUUUGUGGGGAAGAGCGCCCCCUUCCUGAUCCUGGCCGUCCUGGCUCUGCUGGACGGAGUGUUGCAGUUGUGCAUCCUGCAGCCUUCAAAGAUCUCCCCCGGGAGCGUGGAGGGAACGCCGCUGCUGACGCUGAUGAAGGAUCCGUACAUCCUCAUCAGUGCAGGUUCUCUGUGUUUCGCCAACAUGGGCGUGGCCAUCCUGGAGCCAACGCUGCCAAUCUGGAUGAUGCAGACCAUGUGCUCCCCUAACUGGCAACUUGGUUUGGCGUUCCUCCCCGCCAGCAUCUCCUACCUGAUAGGAACCAACCUGUUCGGGGUCCUGGCCAAUAAGAUGGGACGGUGGCUCUGCUCCAUGUUAGGGAUGUUUAUUGUUGGUGUCAGUCUAAUAUGUGUUCCCUUUGCCACCAGUAUCUACGGUCUGAUUGGACCGAACGGAGGUCUGGGCUUCGCUAUAGGGAUGGUGGACUCCUCCAUGAUGGCCAUCAUGGGAUACCUGGUCGACAUCCGCCACGCCUCUGUCUAUGGCAGUGUCUACGCCAUUGCUGAUGUGGCGCUGUGUAUGGGCUUCGCCAUUGGACCGUCCACAGGGGGCGCUCUGGUGCAGGCGGUGGGUUUCCCUUGUCUCAUGGUGCUUAUCGGGGUGAUCAACAUCCUGUACGCUCCGCUGUGCUUCCUGUUGCGUAACCCUGCAGUCAGAGAGGAGAAAAUGGCAAUCAUCGACCAGGAGUGUGUGAUGCACACAAAAAGCUAUAACACACAGAAGGAGAUUCGUGAGUUUCCUCUGAGUGAUUACAGUGAAGAAGAGGAGACGGAGGAGUGA